Molecule: messenger RNA, 1308 nt
Organism: Paramecium tetraurelia
Lineage: Eukaryota; Ciliophora; Oligohymenophorea; Peniculida; Parameciidae
Exons: 3
Source: RefSeq, a predicted model, not a curated record
AUGAAUAAUUACAAAGCAGUUCAAAUUUAAAUAAUUGAUUAAUAAUGUUAGCAAUUACAAGACAGCAUCUCUGAUUUGGGAUGCUAUUACUCGUUAAUCAAAAAAGAUGCUAAAUUUAUUGAUGUUGCUUUAUUUGCUGAUUCGAAUAAUUGUGUAAAAAUAUCAUUAAGUGAUCCGGAAUCAUUAAUCAGCAUGAUCAUUAAAAAUUUAACAGAUAAGUCUGUGUUAGGCAGAUUGAAAUUGUCAGUGAGAGAGAUAUUGGAAUAUAAAUAAGAGUAUACAUAAUGGUAUGAAUUUUAAAGUGAGUGUUCGACACAGAUAAAGGUAUAGUUCAAAUUCAUAUUACUACAAAAUGAUGUAGCCUCCCCAUCACCAAUUAAGAGUUCUUUAAACAAUUCUCAACAAUAUUCGCUUUCAUCAAAUAGUUAUUAAGAAUAGAGUGCGAAUAGUUCAGAAAAGAAAUAAAUGAUUCAUCCUCAUUAUCUAACUGUAGGAUAGGAACAUGAUUAUCCUGUGAUAUCUCAAUUUCCUACUUCUCCAACCUUUAAGAGAAUGAUAGAUGCAGCCACUCAAGUAGAAUGCGAAAAUCAAGACCUCUUCACGUUGAAAUUGGAUAAGGAACAACUAAUAGAAUAAUACUAAUAGAGUUAGAAUUAGCUAAUGAAAUUACAAUAAGAAUACUUGCAAUAAAACAGUCUAUAUAAGGAGUAUGAUUCAUAGAUUAAAUUAUAACUUGAAGAGAUCUAAAAAAUGAAGAUUUAAAUUCAAAAUUAUCAAAAAGAAAUAUUGCUAUUUAGAUAAAAUGAAUAACAAUAGUAAUAACAAAAAUCAUAACCCCUAGAUGAUGCAUUAAUUGAAUAAAUCAAAAAGCUAAAAGUCACAAUUAAAUAAUUGGAGGAAUAAAAUUAAAAACAGAAAUUAGAACUAGCCAAUCAAUUGGAGAUAUCAACUAAUCAAUAAAAUUAAUUGAAUGCCAUAACUGAAAAAUUAGACAGGAAUGAUAGCAUUCUUUAGUUAACAGAGGAGUAGAAUAAAUAUAUCUUAAGUCUGAAUUAAUAAUUGGUUUAGCGAGAAUAAUAAUAGAACAUUAUUAUUCAAGAGCAACAGUUGAAUGUCGAUUAGUUAGAGAAACAAUUGAAAGAAUAAAAUAAUCAAAUAGAUAAAUUGAAUUACACUAUCAAAAAGGAGAAUUUAUUUAAUUCUGUACUCUAAAGAGUUUAAGAAUAGCAAUUGUAAUCUUACAUGAAAAUAAUUGGUCCCCUAAAUGAGUAUUUAGAUCAAUCUAAGGACAGAUUACUUUAUAAUUGA